AUGACAGAUACGACCGUUUUCCUGGAUUGGGUUACGAUUUUGCGAUCCCAACCAGAGCUGGAAUCCCUCGUCAUUAGUAUACGACUAGAAGAUUUCAAUUCAAACGGAAUAUCUCCAAAGAAGAGUAGUCCGCAAAUAGACGCUCUUAAAGAUGCUAGAAUGCAAAGAGAACUUAUGGCACUUACGGAUCAUGUGCUCAUUCAUCUCGUCAAUAGUCCAGUUGCAAUAGAAAUGGCUCAUUCUGUGCUGUCGGUUUGCAAGAGUACAAUUAACCCAGAAUCCGAAGCUAUUAUCUAUAAUCCAAGAAAUUUCCAUAUAUCAGGGUUCAGCAGCUCUGGAAGAUUGACUAAGGAUUCAGGCAUAGACUAUGGUGCCCAUUUAGGUUCAAUAAAUGGAACCAUGUCGUCUGUAUUGCUUAAACCACUAGCGAUACCACCACCUACGGCGACAGAUCCUAUUUCACAUCGUCGAAAGAGCCCCUUGAUGUUCGCUCGAAAAACUGGAUAUCAGGAUCCAGCAAAUCCGAUUGACGAGAAUUACGGUUUCGGUCAUGGGUAUGAAGGAUCAGAGUCGUAUUCAACAUACUUGGAGGUCUGGGGCUGGACCAUACUAGUUAGUUCGAGUCUAAUAUUUAUUGUUGGGAUUUUAUCUGUAGUUGGAAUUCUAGAUUGGAACGAAGGCAAACUACUAACUGGUUCUGACCCUGCCAUUUCUUAUGCAGAUUAUGAGAGCCUCACGGGAUUACCCAUCCCAAAUUAUUAUCCCUCAAUCGUAGUUCUGCUUGGAGUUGUCGCAUGGGUGUGGUGUAUUGUGUCGUGGAUGGGAAUGAAAUUCUUCAGACAUUCCAAAGGAGGGGGGCGAAGUAGCGGAAAUUGGAAGACCAAUGGUAAUUAA
Molecule: messenger RNA, 894 nt
Organism: Sugiyamaella lignohabitans
Lineage: Eukaryota; Fungi; Ascomycota; Dipodascomycetes; Dipodascales; Trichomonascaceae
Exons: 1
Coding region: 1-894 (297 amino acids)
Source: RefSeq, a predicted model, not a curated record